GAAAAUGCAAUGAGAUUUCGGUUCUGAAAAGCUUUAUCUGUCUAUUGAAAAUCUUUGUGAAGAAAGAACUGACUUUUGAUCAUAUUUUUUAAAAAUGUUUGUGAAUCUGCAAUCAUGUUUCAUGUUUAUUUUUCUGAUGAGUUCGUUCAAUAUAUGUUCAUGUAAUCCUGUGUGCUAUGAUGGGUAUUCCUUGUUACGCAUUACACCUACUACAGAAAAACAAUUGAAAUGCUUAUUAGACAUUCAUUCUAAAUAUCCGGAAGAUCUGGUGUUUUGGCUUCGCACUUCUGCUGUCAAUCAUUCGGCCGACUUAAUGGUAGAACCAAAAAUCAAAGCAUUGUUCAUCAAACAACUGGCAUCUCUUCGAAUGCCUUAUAAAGUUCUAAUUCCUGAUAUAGGAAAAAUAAUCAAAGAAGAGAAUGUGACACCUGAAGAGAGAGCAAAGUUAGGGUUCUUUGAAGUAUAUAGGAGUUUUGUUGAGAUAGACCAUUAUAUUGAAGAUCUAGCUUACAGAUUCCCAGAAUGUGUGUCCUUAAUACCGUAUGGCUUAUCCUCUGAAGGUAGAACUCUCCAACUUCUUCGAAUAUCUUCGAAUCCAGCAGAAAGGAAACCAGCCAUCUGGAUUCAAGGAGGGACUCACGCAAGAGAAUUUAUCAGUCCUGCAACAGUUCUAUAUAUUGCUACUAAACUUGCUUGCUUAUGCGAGAAGGAGAAUGAAGAGUCCUAUGAGUUGCUGAACUCUUUCGAUUGGUAUAUUCUGCCACUUAUGAAUCCUGACGGCUACGAUUACGCCCAGAAUACCGAUCGUCUGUGGAGAAAGACUCGCUCUCGAUAUCCAAAUGCUGAAAAUUGUGUCGGAGUUGAUCCAAACAGAAACUGGGAUAUAAAAUGGAGUGACGCUUCAGGCGCAAGUUUAAGACCUUGUUCUGACUUCUACGCAGGACCCACAGCUUUUUCGGAGCCGGAAACGAGAUCCAUUAGCGAUUUUAUGUUGGAUAAUUUAAAAGGACGUUUAAUACUAUUUCUUGACGUUCAUAGUUACUCUCAAAAGUUAUCGUAUCCAUACGGAUAUACGACCGAAUUACCCUCAAAUUUCUAUGAACAGAGACGUCUGGCUGAAGUAGCGAUUCGAGCUAUGGAAUCGGUGAAUGGGACAAAAUUCACAACUGGAUCGACUGAAAUGACCACAUAUACCAUUACAGGAAGUACCAGAGAUUGGGUCUUUGACGUGAUGUGUCCCAAAUAUGCAUACGUUCUCGAAUUGAGGGACAAAGGUAGAUUCGGCUUUCUUCUGCCUACACGUUUCAUUUUGCCUACAGCGAAGGAGACGUGGGAAGGCGUCAAAGCUAUUGGAUUCGAUUUGGCUGAAAAGUUGUAUUACGACUCUUUUAAAAUGUCUGUGUACUUGCAAGCCUGUUUCAUAUUUCCUUUUUUGAUGAGCUGGUUUAAUAUAUUUUUAUGUAAUCAAGUAUGUUAUGAUGGAUAUUCCCUGUUACGUAUUACACCUACAACAGAAUCGCAAUUAAAAAGCUUAUCUGAUCUUCAUGCUAAACAUGUUGAUGAACUAGAGUUUUGGCUUCGUACAACUGCUGUUAAUCAUUCGGCCGAUGUACUGGUAAAACCAAAUAUUAAAUAUUUCCUAGUUAGACAGCUGGCCUUACUUCGAAUGCCUUAUGAAAUUCUCAUUGAUGACAUAGGAAAAAAAAUUAAAGAAGAUAAAGUAUCUCCUGAAGAGAGAGCGAAACUAGGGUUCUUCGAAGUGUAUCCAAGUAUAGAAGAGAUCCACGAAUAUAUUCAAGACUUAAUUGACAAGUAUCCAGAAUGUUUGUCUUUAAUACCUUUCGGCAAGUCUUUUGAAGGUAGACUUCUUCAAAUACUUCGAAUAUCUUCAAAUCCGUUUGAAACGAAACCUGUUAUAUGGAUUCAAGGAGGAGCUCACGCAAGGGAGCAGAUUGGCCCUGCAACAGUGGUCUAUAUUGCAACUAAACUUGCUUGUCUAUGUGAUAAAGAGAGCGAAGAAAUUUAUGAAUUGUUGAACUCUUUUGAUUGGUACGUUCUGCCCAUUCUAAAUCCUGACGGCUACGAGUAUGCUCAGAGUACAGAUCGCUUGUGGAGGAAGACACGUUCUCGUCAUACGAAUGCUCAGAACUGUAUCGGAGUUGAUGCAAACAGAAAUUGGGAUAUAAAAUGGAGCGAUACCACAGGAUCGAGUUCAAGACCUUGUUCUGACUACUAUGCAGGACCCUCAGCUUUUUCGGAACCGGAAACGAAGGCUGUAAGCGAAUUCAUGCUGGAUAACUUAAAGGGACGUUUAGUGUUAUUUCUCGACUUUCAUAGUUACUCUCAAAGAUGGCUUACUCCAUACGGAUAUUCUAUGAAAUUACCCCCAAAUUACCAAGAACAGAAACGACUGGCUGAGGUAGGGACUCGAGCUUUGGAACUGAUGAACGGAACGAAGUAUACCACGGGAUCGACUGGUAACAUCAUGUAUACGGUUACCGGAGGUGCCAGAGAUUGGGUCUAUGAUGUGAUAUGCGCCAAUUAUUCCUAUGUUGUCGAGUUGCGAGACAAAGGGGAAUUCGGCUUCCUUCUGCCAAGACGUUUCAUUUUGCCUACAGCGACGGAGACGUGGGAAGGCGUCAAAGCUAUGGGACUCGACAUGGCUGGAAAGACGAAUUUUGACUCAGAUUACAUGUAGUCGUUCUACAUGUGAUGCAUAAAUAAUAAAGAUAAAUGAUUUUUAAU
Molecule: messenger RNA, 2745 nt
Organism: Argiope bruennichi
Lineage: Eukaryota; Metazoa; Arthropoda; Arachnida; Araneae; Araneidae
Exons: 22
Coding region: 95-2698 (867 amino acids)
Biological process (GO): proteolysis
Molecular function (GO): metallocarboxypeptidase activity; zinc ion binding
Source: RefSeq, a predicted model, not a curated record